Molecule: messenger RNA, 1221 nt
Organism: Lemur catta (Ring-tailed lemur)
Lineage: Eukaryota; Metazoa; Chordata; Mammalia; Primates; Lemuridae
Gene: CD27
Product: CD27 molecule
Exons: 6
Coding region: 182-961 (259 amino acids)
Biological process (GO): negative regulation of apoptotic process; positive regulation of B cell differentiation; positive regulation of T cell differentiation
Cellular component (GO): external side of plasma membrane
Molecular function (GO): protein binding; transmembrane signaling receptor activity
Source: RefSeq, a predicted model, not a curated record
AGAGCUCCGACUGCCAUCAGAGGUCGGCUUGCCACCUGAAGUGGAGCAACUCACCAAGGACCCGUGUCCGUGGCCGCCACCCAGCAAGUGCAAAGGAGAGGCAGCAGUGCCCAGGGGAAGGGCCACCUCACAGGGGCCAGUCAGCAGCCAGAGCACCGGAAGGGGUCCCUGGGCAGGAGCCAUGGCAUGGCCCCCACCCUGCUGGCUGUGCGUUCUGGGGACCCUGGCAGGGCUCUCAGCUACGCCGGCCCCCAAGAGCUGUCCAGAGAGGCACUACUGGGCACGGGCAGGACUGUGCUGCCAGAUGUGUGAGCCAGGAACAUUCCUCGUGAAGGACUGUGACCAGCACAGAAAGGCCGCUCAGUGCGAUCCGUGUAUACCAGGGAUCUCCUUCUCUCCAGCCCACCACUCCCGGCCCCACUGUGAGAGCUGUCGGCACUGUAACUCCGGUCUUCUCAUUCGCAACUGCACCAUCACUGCCAAUGCCGAGUGUGCCUGUCCCCAUGGCUGGCAGUGCAGAGAUAAAGAAUGCACCGAGUGUGAUCCUCCUCCAGGCCCCUGGCUGACCACUCAGCCAUCUCAGGCCCUGGGCCCACACCCUCAACCCACCCACUUAGCUUAUGCCAAAAAGAAGCCAGAGGCCAGGACUGUCCAACUGGUGCAGACUGUGGCUGACUUCAGGCAGCUGCCUGCCCCUGCUCUCUCUACCCCCUGGCCAGCCCAAAGAUCCCUGUGCGGCGCAGACUGUAUCCGCAUCUUUGUGAUCCUCUCCGGAAUGUUUCUUGCUUUCACCCUGGGCGGAGCCCUGUUCCUCCAUCAACAAAGAAAAUAUGGAUCAAACAAAGAAGGUCCAGUGGAGCCUGCAGAGCCUUGUCCUUACAGCUGCCCCAGGGAGGAGGAGGGCAGCACCAUCCCCAUCCAGGAGGACUACCGAAAGCCAGAGCCUGUGUCCUGCCCCUGAGCCAGCAGCCGGAGGGGGGGGUGCGGGGGCAGAGGGGUCCUCACCGCUGUAGAGUGUAGAGCCCUGGCCUCCAUCCCCCCACCCCACCCUCCAGAGGUUGAGAACUGGCAGCCCCAGUGCGGUCCCGUCCUCUCAUCAGGGCCCUCUCUUAUGUACCGACUUGACAGAGCACCUUUUGGAGACUGGCAGGGACAAGGACAAAUAGGAAUGCGGUGGAGGGUGGGACACAGGAGCCCUGGGUGUGUACACAGGUGUGUACG